Molecule: messenger RNA, 1139 nt
Organism: Selaginella moellendorffii
Lineage: Eukaryota; Viridiplantae; Streptophyta; Lycopodiopsida; Selaginellales; Selaginellaceae
Product: protein FATTY ACID EXPORT 3, chloroplastic
Exons: 5
Coding region: 62-820 (252 amino acids)
Cellular component (GO): membrane
Source: RefSeq, a predicted model, not a curated record
AAGAAUAUACCCAGCGCUUUAAUCCAGCAAAUCGCGGCCGUCGAUUCAUUCGAUUCCCGGAAUGGAGGCACUUGGACUGAGGCCACUGCCGGUAGGGCUCGGCUAUACUCGAUCCAUCUCUCGAUCGCGCUCCAUCCCUCUCCGCAAGCUCCAGCUGCGCCCUUGUUCCACUACAUUUCGAUGGAGCUCCCAAUUCUCGCGCUUUUCCCUGGAUCACGACUCGGACAUGGCCUCAGGAUCAGGAUCCGGGGACGAAUUGGACGAUCAUUCUGGCCGGAUCGACUCUGUAGACCCUAGUGUCUUGACCGAAGAUCAAGGGGAUUUUGGUGUGACUGCGGCGUUGCUGGGCGAGGAGGAGGAUGAGCAGGCCGUGGAUCACAGCCUCCAUCGCGUCAAAGACAUCCUGGACGCGGCGGGCAACGAGAAACACUCCAAGGGGGCCAAGCUCCACGACUUUUGCCUGGGCAUCCCAUAUGGAGGAGUCCUUGUUGCGAGUGGUGUCGCCUCGUUCAUACUCACUGGCAGCGCUUGGGCUAUACAAGUCGGCCUCGUCUUGGGCGGUCUUCUCUUGAUGCUCAGCGUCUCCAGCUUAAACGCCUGGAAGAAGGGAAAGUCCUCCAUGUCUUACGUUCAGGGCCAGGCAGCCAUAGCGUUUGUGAUUUUUCUCGUGCAGCUUGGGAAAGCACGCCAGAGAGUGUCUCUACUGCCAAUGCUGGCUUCACUCGUGAGCGGAGCUAUGCUCGGGUUUUUCUGCUAUGUUUUUCUUGCCGGCGGCAACCCACCACCAAAGAAAGUGACGCCGGUUCCGAAACUUGCAUAACAAGGAGACCAUAAAAAAAAGUGGUAUGUAUUACUUCACCCACAGUCGUGCCGGACGUAUUCAAGGUCUUUUAGCCUCGCAAGUUAGUUCGUGAUCGACACAAUUGACUGCAUCUUCCCAAAUUUCGAAUCUGAAAUCUAAAGCGGAGAACUAUUUUGCCGAGGUUGCCAUGGGAUUUCAAUUUGGAAAUUUGUCCAAUGUUGCUGCCUUUAAGGGUGGCCUUGUCUGCAAGCAUGGUUAUGGUGGUCGGGAAUCAAAUUAUAAAUGUAGUGACAACAUUUUUAGAGAGAAGAGCUGCAGAUUCAUAUAGCUCUGCAUA